AUGCGCCCACGACUCCUUCUCCCUCGCGGGGACCUGGCCCGGCCAUGCUCCCCGGCGAUACACUCGACGACCACCCGAUUCUUUACACAGAGCGCAUCACUUCGCGUGGGAGUUCAAACAAGACCCCAACUUGGCUUCCUCAAUGUGCCCGUGACCACUCAACAAUAUCGCUACCUGACGACCGAGCGCAAGGCGAGACUCAAGUACGACAUCAAGCAGGGAAUUAAGAUCACCUCAUACUUCUGGAUGGCCGGCGCUUGCUGCUUCGCCAUAGCAUUCGCCCUUGUCCAGGAAACUCUCGAAGCCCGAUAUCCAUCACCACACGAAUGGAGCAUGCUUAGUCGGAUUUUCUUCCGCGGAGCCUUCUGCGAGCGAGACCAGACCGACCCGUCCCGCACAACCGACUGGGUCCAUGUGACGAAUUGGAUCAAGAGCGUGGUAGACCGGUUGGAGGAUCCCAACAUUGACGGCAAGGGACUGAAGGAUGCGCCGUCCGACAGGCCAAAAGGCACCAAGGACAUCAGCUCCAUGUCUGAGAACUGGAGACGGGGCUACUACGAAGCCAUGAUGUUGUACGCAAAGGCCGCAGAGAACGUCGAGAAGUGGGUAACCGACAAGACCCAAAACCUCACCAUCCCGAACGACUACGUGAUCGGUCCCUCCAACCCCAAGCCGCGCCCCCUCCCCAACGAGAACUACCGACCGCCCAAAGAAGACGACUGCGUGCCGACCUUCGAGUCGCCGAACGAGAUCUACAUGCGCAUCCUCUGCACCGAAGGUCUUACCAACCGACAGCGCAUGGAAGCCGGCCUCGCCUACGCCACUUGGCUUGAAUUCAAGCAGAUCACGGGACCCGCCAACAUCAUCCUCGAAGACGCCGUCCACCUCGCCGCCAGCGAGCAAGCUCUCCUCACCGGCGGCCAUUACCCCCUGGACACCAAAAGUUACACCCUCAUCGACGCCGCCGGCCACCAUCCCUCGUCCAACCUCCUGCAAUCCCUCACUGCCCUCGCCACCUUCCGCGCCCGCAACGGCGACGUCUCCUCCGCGCUUCCCAUGCUCGUCUCCAUCCUCCAAGCGCGCAAGGCCCUUCCGACUUCCGACCCGCGCCGCAUCUCACCCCUUCCACAAAAGAAACAGACCUGGGCCGGCGCCGUCCUAGCCCUCCUCAAGGAACCUCCUUACCCCGACCCGCCUGAGGACGGCACCCUCCCCCCUUUGCGCGAUGCCAAGGAACGAUGUGAGGAGGCCGCGCUGAGUCUGCAUAUCGGGGAGAUCAUGUACACUGCCAAGCCUACCACCACCAACAACAACAACACUUCGGCCACAACUGCUCAUUCCCACCGCGAAGAAGGUCUAGGCUGGACUCGCGAAGCAGUCGACAUCGCCGAAGAACAACUCCGCGGUCUAAGCAACAAGCAGUCUGCCAUGGCCGCCAGACUAACAUGCCGCGAGUGUCUGGCUGCAGGUUUAGAGAACUGGACGAUGAUGGUCUCGAGGCUGGCGAGGGACGAGAAAGCUAAGAAAGAGGAGCUGGAAAGGAAUCCGGGCCUCGACAAGCAAAACAAAACGAGUUGGUGGAGCUUCUGGGGACAGGGAGAACACAAGCAGGAGGAUUUGAAUAGGUGGGCGGCGGAGGAGAAGGUUAUUGCCGAGAGACAGAGGAGGGCGGCGGAUUUGUUGGAGGAGUUGCCAACGGGGAAUAGGGGGUUUUUGUCAUUUUUGCAGGCUUAGAUCCCUGGAUGGUUGGGAAGGAUGUGGUGGAUUUGGGAUGGAUGGAUCAUGGGGUGGCCUCGAAGCAGCCUCCCACCCGGUCCACCAGCUUGUUGGUCAGUGAGUGUGACCGGGACUGUAUCUUGAAAUGCCUCAGUGAGAAAAAGGAGCACAGGACAAAUGGGCACAGGGCAGCUACUCGCUUGUUAGUGUUGUAGUAUGUACGAUUGUAAGUUUUGUAGUUUGCUUCAAGCACUGUACGUAUAACGGAAGCUUAGUACUUUGAGGGCAAGGCAGGAUACAGCACUCCUUGCCCACAUUCACGAUUGUUGGAUAAACU
Messenger RNA from Neurospora tetrasperma FGSC 2508, 2053 nucleotides. RefSeq lists its product as uncharacterized. Lineage: Eukaryota; Fungi; Ascomycota; Sordariomycetes; Sordariales; Sordariaceae. The transcript has a single exon. The record is from RefSeq and is a predicted model, not a curated record. The coding region runs from base 1 to 1734 and encodes 577 amino acids.